This is a messenger RNA of Lymnaea stagnalis (great pond snail), 5214 nucleotides long. NCBI's taxonomy places the organism in Eukaryota, Metazoa, Mollusca, Gastropoda, Lymnaeidae. The record is from the annotation of a GenBank genome assembly.
UUUUGAUUGGUUAAAGACUGUCAGCCGAGAUCCAAGACUACUCUGUGGCGUGAUAAAGUCGGUCAGCUAUCUUUCGAUGUGUUUUUGUCAGCUGUUAUGGUGGAAAGAUAUCUCACCAUUUAGAAAUGUUGUAACUUGUAGUCUGAUGUAGUUAAGUGACACCAGAGGAUCUUUUCACAUUCCAUGACCUUGUGCUGUAGCAUGUAGUGUUUUGCAAUAACAUAUCAUUUUCUUUAUGAUUUUUGCUGAGGUUGACGCAAUUAAUUGGUAAUUGGCGUACUUUGACUUUCUUCUGUUCGAAAGUCUCUGAUUUGAAUCUCAUUAUUGUUCAAGCAAGUAGCCAAGUAGGUAAUCCAUACACAAUAUUUAGUAAGUUAUUAACUAAGCCAUCUUAUUUUAAAAGGAAAUACUUUUCUGGUGACAUAUUUUGUAGUUCCAGUUGUAUUAUUAAAUUAUUUUAAGUCUCAAACUAAAGUUCAUGGACAUGACAUGAACUGCUUAAGUCGAGUAAGCCUAACUUUAAAGCCAAGCUAAGAAAACUGCCUGGCCUUGACUCUGCUGGCUUUGAGUUAUAUUAAAUUAUUAUUAUAUUUUACAUCACAUGCCUAGUUAAAAGUUACAUUUAUUAUGUCCCAUAUGCAUACCAUAUUAUAUAAAUACUAUUAUUAUAAGAAGAAAGAGGGCUUAUUGUUUAUAGUUUAUUUGGCAUUCACCUGAGUGAAUCUGCUGGCCAUUUUCCAAAAUGAUACAUAAUAAUAAUAAUAAUACAUCAUACUUUUACACUGCACUCAAAUCUGUCAAAUCCAAAUUUAGAUUUCUCAGGAAAGUGAGACUUCCAUUUGUUCUUUUGCUUGGGCUUCUUUAAACAUUUGUGCAAUAAAUGAUGCAUUCAUUACUAAGUCUAAGUAAUAAUUAAAUAAGCUACUGUAGUUGUAGAUUGUAAUUGUAGGUUAUAAUUAUUAUAACAUAUUAAAACUAGUUAUGGUAUAGUUAUAAUUAUAAGUCAAGUUAUACUAGUAUAAAGCCUAUUUCUUUGGUUUCUGAAUCCAGGUUAUCAAUCAUCAAUGAUACAAAUAGACUCUUUGCUUGAACUUAGUCUUUAUUAUUAAAACUGACUCAAGAGUCUUAGUAAUAAUAAUUAUAGUUCCAUCAUGAUCAUGCCUUCAAAAGGGGCACCACAACAAUGACAAUCCUCUAAGUAUUAUGGUUUUAUGACUAAUUUAGAUGUGGUACCAAAACCAAUAUGAUUACAUAACUUUAAAAAAAAAAUAUUUGUAUAUUCUUCCAGGUCAGGUUCCUCAUGGGCAGCAUAAAGAAUCUAGUAGCCAGGGGCUCAGUCCUUUUUCUUAUUGGUGUUUUCUUUGCACUUGUGCUUAACCUACUUCAAGUUCAACGACAAGUAACUGUUUUUCCACCAGAAGUCCUUGCCAGUUUAUUUUCAUCUGCUUGGUGGGUUCCACCCAGUUGUGGCACUGCUGCAGGUAUAUUAUCUUUAUAAUAUUAAUAAUAAAUAAACCUAAUUAGUGAAUUGAUAAAAUUUAUAUAUAGCGGUAAAAUAUUGAUUGGAAAAAAAUUAUUAACUAUAUUUAUUGAAAAUUCGCAAUUCAUUUUAAAAAAAUAUUACUCUGUUCUAUAAAACACAAAAUAUUAAAAUUGCAGUGAUAUGAUGCAAUUUUUUUUUUUUUUUACAGCUGUGAUUGGACUGCUAUACCCAUGCCUUGAUAAGCAGUUAGGAGAAGAACUACGUUACAAAAGAGAAUGGAGUAGUGUAAUGAGAUGUGUGGCUGUAUUUGUAGGAAUAAACCAUGCUAGUGCUGUAUCCUUCAAAAAAAUUCCUUAUUUAAAUUAUAGUACCAUUUCAUCUCAACUAAGGCAACUUUUUCUAAUCAUAUUCUUUUGUUAACCUGUUUAAGUGGUGUGAGCUUAAUUUUAGCACUUUUAUUAAUAAACUUGAAUUUUAUAUUUUAAAAAGGAAGAUGUUAGCCAAUGCCCGUAUGUUUGAAUUUUGCCUUAACAUGCUUCUCAGAAAAUUGACUUUGCCAAUAACAUCCAGCUCUCUGUUAGUUUGGCAGCUAUGUCUAUUGGACUUUGGUGGCUGUUUGAUAGGUCUAGAUCUGGAUUUGGUCUUGGUGUAGGGAUUGCAGUGCUGGCUACAUUUGUCACUCAACUUCUAGUCUACAACGAUGUUUACAGGUAGGAAAAUGUUUCUUCAAAAUACACAUUUAAAUGUUCCUUUCCUCAUAAAGAUCAGAGGUCCUGAAAAUAGUCUUUUGUUGAUUUUACUUCAUAUACCGGUAUUAUUAUAGAUAUAGUGAGACCAAAUUUUUAAAUUCUUUAUUGUCCUUUGUUACAGAGUAUUUGCAUGUGAGAAUUAUAUAUUGGUUUGUUGUUAUUUUUUAUAUGAAAGUAAGUUUUUGACAUCAUCUAUCAAACAGAUAUACUGAGCCAGACUUUCUUUUUGUAAGAUCAUGGCUUCCCUGUGUCUUUUUUUCUGGUGGAGUAACAAUGGGCAAUAUAGGCAGGCAAUUGGCCUCAGUAAGUUCAGUAAGUUGGUUUCUUUUUAUGUCUUUUUAAGCAAUUUCAAUGUUUUUGUUAAAAAGGGUUUCACCUAGUGUUUAUCUCAAAGCACUCGAUUUGGAAUUUUAACCCAUUUAUUUGUAUGCCUUUUGGAUAACUCAUUUAAAUUUUCUUUAUAAAUGAUAGACAGGUGAGAAUAAAUAUUUAGAUGCUCACUAAAAAUGUUCUUAUUUUUUUUUCUUUUCAGUAUGAUGGUGACUCAAACAUUGAACAAAGAGCCAAAAAGGACUGAAGCCAGUCAGCUCAUUUGUAUUUUGGAUCAUUUGUGAGAAAAUUGAUCUGCAGCUGGUAGCUACCUGAACCCCAGCAUAUUUUGCAGAUAUGCUUCCUGUAAUUCCUAUGCAAUGGCUAACUACAACCAUGUAUGUUGAUUAUGCAUCCUUCCACAACACCUUUAAACCACAUUUACCCGAGUUCCGGUGUUUGUGUUGGUGUGAAUGUUGCUACAAGACAGUCUUGUAUGGUUUUGUGAAGUAUGACUUCAGUCCUAUGAAGUUUCAUCUCUGAAAAAAAUCUUACUCCCUAUAAAAACUGCUUCUUAAAUUAUAAUUUUUUUCAACAACUCCAAUAUUAAGUCUUGAAUUUGACUCGGUGAAUAAUUUAAUAAGCCCAUGUGCUAUCUGCAUGUUGAAAGAGUUUUAUCAGUGCUGGAAUUAAUUCCUAUUAAGUAAGAAUGCUGUGCAUCUGUGUCUGGUUAGAAUUGAUUGAGGAAGACCCUAUUUUAUGUUAAAAUUGAUGGGUAAUUUAUCAAUCAUUUGAGUUAUGUAAUAAUAUUAUUUUUUUUUUUUUCCUUUUGCUGAAUAUGUGUAAAAUGUAAAAAAUAAUGAACUUUUAAUGACCAUAAAUUGUGCAUUUGAAUCUCUGGUAAUAAUAAGCCCCAAUAAUGGAAUCGUCCCCAAUAUUGAAAUCGUCCCCAAUUUUAAAUUCAUUGGCUCCAUCAUUCUUACUUAUAAUUUUUUUUUUUUGUUAUAUGAAUGGAUAAUUAAGAGUUUUCUAGUUUGUCAACUGUAGUCUGUAGUAAGCAAUAAAACAUUCAAUUUUUUUCUUUUUUUUUUAAUCUGUAAUAAACUUUGAACACCUGGUUGAAGCAAAAUUAUUUUUUUUAUAAUUUUAUUUUUAUUUAACCAUAAUGGGUUUUUUGAGUUUAAAGGAAUAAAAAAAAAAUUUUUUUAAGGAAAUUAAAAAAAAAAAUAUUUGUUAUGUAAAAAUUAUCUACCUUGCUUCUUGUUUGAGAUUUGAGAUGUCCUUGUGUACAAAAUUUAAAUUUUAGUUGGACACUCACAAAUUCAUUGAAUUUAAUUCUUUCGAAUUUUUUGGCAAAUAUUGCUUUAAUUUUAAGAUCUUAUUCUCCUAUAAAUUUUUUUUUACAGUAUCGGGUGUAAGAAUUGGGAAAAUUACUGGGGGUAUUAAUUGCCACCUUGUUUUUCCCAUUAGUUUUAUGUUCAUCAGCAUUAUAGGAAUGGACCAUAACAGUAACCCUAAAGUUCUUGGUAUAGAUUGUUUCUGCCAUUGAGUUUUGAUAGCUAUUGCUAUCAAUGGAUUUAUUACAUGUUCAAACUAUUGUUUCCUACCCUCUUAAUGAGGGGGUUGGUUUUCCUGUCAUCUCAGACAUGCAUAGAAUACAUAAAACAUGUUUGCUUAAACUGGGAGAUGUUGGCUCACCUAAUAAAUCCUGUCCCUUUAAUACACUCGGCAUGAUAGAUUUGUUACUUAGUCAAUGAUUACAUGUAAACCUGCUUGGCCAGGUGGUGUCUAAAGGCAGUGAAAGAGCUAAAUAAUAAUAGUGUGGCCAUGAUAAUUUCAUUUUAAUGAACUCUUAGUGUAGAUCACAUUGUUAUUACGACCUCCCUUUAAGGGGGACCCUGUCAGACUAUUCCAUUAAUCUUUACCCCAUUGUCUCAUUCUCAAUGUUUGUUUGUUUUAAUGGUUUAUAAUGUUUUAUGAUUUAGCUUUACAUGUAUUUGUAAAAAAAAAAAUGUAUGUUCCUAUUGCAUUUGUUACUUGGAAUUGUUGAAAUAACAUUAAAUGUAUGGUUUGGUAUUUGCCAACUUUAAUGACAUAAGACUUGAAUUUAUAAUGUUUAAAAAUGUUUAUGGUAAACAUUUCUUGAACAUUUUUGGUCAUUUCGUCAGUUUAUGUUUCACUCAGGGUUAUUUUAGUUAAAGUUUUAUAAAGGAAAGAAAAACCUUUUAAAAUUUAUAUCACCAUAUAUCCUUUCCAAGAGUAAAAAUCCAAUAGCCAAGAAUAUAAUCCAGAAUAAAUAUAUCAAGUUGCUCUUACCCUCUACAAGCUCAGUGUAAGAGAAGGCUGUUAAAAUUUUUUUUUUUUUGAUUUCAUGAAUUAUAGCCUACAUGAAAUCUUCUAUACCUGAACCUGUAGUUUUAGUAUAUAAUCCCAGCUUGAGAUCCUUUGCUAUACUUUUCUGCUUGACUAAUAGCACAUCCUUGCGUGUGUGAUAGCAUGCUAUUCAAGGAUGAGUAUAUGCACUUCUCAAGUGAAAUCUAUAAAAUAAAGAGGGCAUUUCAUAUUGUAUCCUGCAAAUAUUUGGAGUGUACAUAUAUAAAUAAAAUGAUCUAUUUGAACAAUGAAACGAAUGUUCUCAGCUUGUUUCUGUAGAAAUUACAUGGUGUGUCGAAU